AUGGGCGAUGCAGAUAUAGGUGGUUCUAGCCAAAGAGAUGCAGGCCAUAGCAGACAAUUGAGGCCUAAGGAGCAGAAGAAAGCAGCAGCUGACGAUAUCUUUGAAGAAGAGAGUGAGGGUGGAUCAUCCAGUGAUAAUGAUGUUGAGGAUGAGACUUUUAGAAUUGAACCUCGUCAUGAAAAGGGUGUAGCACAACAAAGCAGCAGUGAGGAAGAAGAAGCCGCUGGUGGAAAUGAUGAGGAUGAUGAGGAGAGUAAUGAAAGUGAGGGAGUUGAGCUGAAUAUGUCUUUUCCCAUCAUUCAAAAACCUGUUAGAUUAGGAUUCGGAAAAUGCAUUGACUACUCAGAGGAGAUGUCGGUUGAAGAAGCACACUUGCGCGUGAAGCGAGUGCUUUUGGACGUGGACGCUGUUCCAAAAAUCCUCCUCCCCUUGCCCUCAGUCACUCCCAACCCUGAGAAUUCAAAGCUUAGUGUUGAGGAGCAAGCAAUUGUGGAUGAUACUACAGGAAGUCAGCCUGCUGUUGCAGUGGACCCUUCUUCUGAAGACAUUCAAGAUUUUGAUCCUCAAAGUCUUCCUGAAGCCAUCCCAAUGAGCCCUGUUGCUUCUCAAGGAACCAUGUCAGGGUUAAUAGAACCCUUGAGUGCCCCCAAGUCUGAAAAACCAGCAGAAGUUGCAGUCAUAACAACUGGAGGUGAAGAAGCCGCAAGAACUGAAAUUCCACCUUCUGGACAAGAACCACCGGCUAUUCACUCAGUUGAAGAAACUGCACCAACGAAAGAUGCUCCUAGAGCUUCAACAGAUACCACACAACAGCAAUCUGAUGCUGCUGAAGCCACACCGGGAAAUCUUCUUGUCUUAUCUCCCAAGUGCCAAUAUCCCAUCAAAACUGAGUUGCUCGACGACCCCUCAGUGUCUAAUGUUACUUUGAAAGAUUUCCAGAGGACUUUCAAAGAUAUGUAUAAGUAUAUAAUGACCAUGGCCAACCGUUCCAGGGAGAAAUCUGAUGUGCUGAAGACGGUCGAAGAGGGAUCUCACCAGCUGCUGGCCAAGGAUGAAAAAAUCCGCAAAAAGAUCUUUGAACAUGUCGAGCUUCAUAAUGAACUCGACAAACUAAAGGCGGAGCGCACAAGAGAAGUCUGGUUGCUCAAUCAGGAGAUCAUCAAUUUGACCAAAGAUAACUGUCAACUUGGCGAGAGGCUGAAAGCCGCCAACAAGGCUCAUAGAGAUGAUGUUGAGCUUCUGGAGAAAACUUUGCAAGAUGCUGACAAGCAGAUGGUGGAGAAUACGAAGCAAAUCAAGUCGAUGGCCGAAGAAAAACAACUCCGGGACAAACAGUUCGAAGAACUCGAAGCUGCAGCGCGAGCUGUUGUUGAUAUGGUUGACCCAGCUGAAGAAGGUAUAGCAGACGAUAGAUCUCUGCUGGAGCAACUUCGAGAAGCUCCACAAAAGAUCACAAGCUACGUUUCUGAGGUCACCAAUACAUAUGUGGCGCAUGUCCUUGGGUUGUUCAAGUCUUUCUGGCCAUUAGCUGACUUGAAUCGCCUUUCUGCGGGCAUGGCUUUAGACUAUAACGAGGAGAAAUUCGAAGAAUAUGUAGAGCAGUCGAAGCCAUUAGCCCAAAAGAUUAUUGAUAACUUAGACCAAGAAUAGAAAACAUUGUGUCAAUGAACAA
Panicum virgatum (switchgrass) is the source of this 1672-nucleotide messenger RNA. RefSeq lists its product as uncharacterized. The transcript is spliced from 7 exons. Lineage: Eukaryota; Viridiplantae; Streptophyta; Magnoliopsida; Poales; Poaceae. The record is from RefSeq and is a predicted model, not a curated record. The coding region runs from base 1 to 1650 and encodes 549 amino acids.